Molossus molossus (Pallas's mastiff bat) is the source of this 2565-nucleotide messenger RNA. It is a transcript of the gene EIF2AK1, whose product is annotated as eukaryotic translation initiation factor 2 alpha kinase 1. Gene Ontology annotation, biological process: protein phosphorylation. The record is from RefSeq and is a predicted model, not a curated record. Gene Ontology annotation, molecular function: ATP binding; protein kinase activity. Lineage: Eukaryota; Metazoa; Chordata; Mammalia; Chiroptera; Molossidae. Bases 33 to 1931 code for a protein of 632 amino acids. The transcript is spliced from 15 exons.
GGGGCUGGGCUGCGGCCCGCGCUGGGCCGGCGAUGCUGGGCGGGAGCCCCGAAGCACCGGAGCACGAGGCUGAGGGCGACGGGGCGGGGGUUCUUCCUGCGCCGCCUGUCAUCGACUUCCCGACGGAGGGCUCGGACCCCAAGUACGAUGAGUCCGACGUUCCAGCAGAACUCCAGGUCCAGGUGUUAGAAGCACCGCAGCAGCAGCCGACCUUCCCUUUUGCAGUUGCCAACCAACUGUUGCUUGUUUCUCUGCUAGAACACUUGAGCCAUGUGCAUGAGCCAAACCCACUUCGUUCAAGACAAGUGUUUAAAUUGCUUUGUCAGACCUUUAUCAAAAUGGGGCUGCUGUCUUCUUUCACCUGUAGCGAUGAAUUUAGCUCAUUGAGGCUACAUCACAACAGAGCCAUCACUCAUUUGAUGAGGUCAGCUAAAGAGAGAGUUCAUCAGGAUCCUUGUGAGGAUAAUUCUCAUUUCCAGAAGAUCAGAUCAAGGGAAGUAGCCUUUGAAGCACAAACUUCACGGUACUUAAACGAAUUUGAAGAGCUUGCCAUCUUAGGAAAGGGUGGAUAUGGAAGAGUAUACAAGGUCAGGAAUAAAUUAGAUGGUCAGUAUUAUGCGAUUAAGAAAAUCCUGAUUAAGAGUGCAACUAAGACAGAUUGCAUGAAGGUACUACGGGAAGUGAAGGUGCUGGCAGGUCUUCAGCAUCCUAACAUUGUGGGCUACCACACUGCUUGGAUCGAGCAUGUUCAUGUGGCCCAAACGCAAGCAGAUAGAAUUUCUGUUCAGUUGCCAUCUCUGAACGUGAUCUCUGCCCAGGAGGAUGACAGUGAUCAAUAUGAUGUUAAAAAUGAUGAAAGUAACAGCUCAUCCAUUAUCUUCGCCGAGUACACCUCAGAAAAAGAAAAAUCCUUAGGAGAGUCUGGCGUUGAACAUCAGAAUAACAAGUUGGUGAACUACACCACCAAUUUAGUCCCAAGAGAUGCCAGUGAGUUUGAAUCAUCCAUUGAGCUCCAAGAAAAUGGCUUGGCUGAGUUGUCUUCCAUGUCGAUUGCUGAGAAGCAGCUGCCGCUGAGGCUUAAUUCAGACUUAGAGGGGAAUUUCACGUCUACCGAGGAAUCUUCUGAAGAAAACUUCAAGUUCGUGGGACAGACAGAGGUGCAGUACCACCUGAUGCUGCACAUCCAGAUGCAGCUGUGCGAGCUGUCGCUGUGGGACUGGAUCGUGGAGAGGAACAGGCGGGGUCGGGAGUGUGUGGACGAGUCAGCCUGUCCUUAUGUUAUGGCCAGUGUUGCAACAAAAAUUUUUCAAGAAUUGGUGGAAGGUGUAUUUUACAUACAUAACAUGGGGAUUGUGCACAGAGACUUGAAGCCCAGAAAUAUUUUUCUUCAUGGCCCUGAUCAGCAAGUGAAAAUAGGAGACUUUGGUCUGGCCUGCACGGACAUCAUACAGAACACAGACUGGACCAGCAGGAAUGGGAAGAGAACACCAACACAUACUUCCAGAGUGGGUACUUGUCUGUACGCGUCACCCGAACAGUUGGAAGGAUCUGAGUAUGAUGCCAAGUCCGACAUGUACAGCUUGGGUGUGAUCCUGCUGGAGCUCUUCCAGCCAUUUGGAACGGAAAUGGAGCGAGCACAGGUUCUCACAGGUUUGAGAAGUGGUCAGAUACCCGAGUCCCUCAGUCAGAGGUGUCCCGUCCAGGCCAAGUGCAUCCAGCAGCUAACCAGGAGGAACGCGUCCCAGCGGCCGUCCGCCGUGCAGCUGCUGCAGAGUGAGCUUUUCCAGAAUUCCGGAAGUGUUAAUCUCACCCUGCAAAUGAAGAUACUGGAGCAAGAGAAAGAAAUCGAAGAACUAAAGAAGCAGCUAAGCCUCCUUUCUCAGGACAAAGGGGUUAAGGAUAAUAUGAAAGAUGGGGGCGUUCCCGUCUAGCUUUAUUAGGCUGUAAAGUAUGAAGGUGGACUACUUCAACUCUUUAAGCUCAAAUCAACUGGAUUGUAUAGUUUCAAUCUUUAUGGGGGUAUAGAUGAUGAAAUACUUAAGUUUGUAUAUGACUUAAGUGAGGUGUGGAAGUACCCUCAAUUCCUUAAGUAUCUUUCCUGAUCUAGCAUUUUGAACUUGACUGCUCUAAAACCUACUGUGCUCUGUCCCCUCUUCUGUCCCACAAGCUCCUAUCCUGGGUCUCUUAAUACUACUGUCUAGUCUCUCAGACUAAAAGUUUACACAUCACCCUCAGUUCUUUUCUCUUUUGAACUCUGCCUGUCGACCACCAAAUCCUCCCCUAGAAGCUUGCACUGUAGAAAUCUGAGUGUGCUCACACUCACUGUGCAUGAGCUGGACUGGUGGUGUAGACAGCUGCCAUUUUCCCUGACCCUGUCCCAUGCUACCAGUUAGCUACCAGAGGACACGUCAUCAUGCCCUGGCUCAAAGCCUUUGCUGCCUCUAAGGUAAAAUGUGAACUUCUUAAGUGUACAUCAUCCCGCCUAUUUCUUUCUUUCUUUUUUUAUCCUCACCCAGGACAUUUUUUGUUCAGGUAGAGUGGGAGGGAGAGAGAGGAAGAGAGAGA